CCAGUUCGAUUCGCAGCGUUUUCGUCCCAACUAGGUAGGGGUAGGUAUGAUCGAGCUGGCUCCCUCUCUGAGGAGUUUCCUUGGCCCCCCGCGGAAAAGGCGACGCCGGCAAUAUCCAGCAUUUCUCUGCCAUCAUUUCCAAAGGCGAUCGCUGCCGGGCUGUGCUUGUUGAUACGAAAGACGAGCACAGUAGACUCGCGAUGAAUCGCCGUGGUCAUGGGAACGGCAACGGCAGCGAGCGCGAGGGCAGCUCGGUGGGCCUCAUGACGGAGGCGCUCGAGAUGCAGCGCCAGAUGUGCGACGAAGCCAUGAGUCUCGUGAACGCAGGCGUGGCCAUGCAGAACGCGUCGCCCCCUAACGUGGCCGAGGCCGAACGCAAACUCACGCGCGCCGUGGACAUCAUGGAGCAGGCGCUGAGUAUCCGCUACCGCUCGGCGGACGAGAAGGACGCGGCGGAUCGCCUCAAUAACAAGAUGAUGCGUUACGUCAAGAUGAUCAAGAGUCAACGCGCCAAGAGCGUGGUCGGCGGUGGACCAAAGGGACGCAACCUCAUCAAGCACAACAUCCUCGAGAUGGAGCGACUCCCCGAGGUCUACACGCCUGUUCUCCAGCUGCUUAACAACUCGAACCAAUUAGGCGACAUUUGCGAGUCGCUUAAGCGCACUUUCGGCUUCCAGGAGAGCAGCGUACUCAACCAAAAGGAACACUUAUUGCUGUUGCUCACCAACUUUAAGGAGCAGAGUGGCCAGGACGACGGCAAAAAGAAGAAGAAGAAAAAGCAGGACGACACGGAGACUAUUGACGACUAUCUUCGCCAGCGCGACCCGCAGCUCGAGAUGGAUCUGGCCAAUAAGGGCGUCACGCGUCUCCAUGGACGUGUAUUUGCCAACUACAAGAAGUGGUGCAAGUACGUCUCUCAGAAGCCCAAGUUCUCGAGCGAUCCGCUUGUGGACAUUGCGCUUUUCUUCCUCAUUUGGGGCGAGGCCGCCAACUUCCGACAAAUGCCAGAGUGUUUGUGCUUCUUGCUGCACUCGAUGCUGCCUAAAGUCAACAGUGGUGGCAACGAAGAGCCCGGUACGUUCCUGGCCAACACGAUCCGCCCCAUGUACGCAGAGUUGCGUCGCGACAGUGACAAGAAGACGAGCAAGGGCGCUCGUGCUCCUCACCGUGAAAUUCGUAACUACGACGACUUUAACGAGUUCUUUUGGACCAAAAAGUGUCUGAAAUAUGACCACACGAACAUUGGCGAGGCCUUCGCCAACUACGACAAGAAGGGGCGACCCAAGAUCGUCAAGAAGACCUUCAGCGAGACACGAAGCUGGACGCGUGCAAUCAUCUCGUUCCGUCGCAUUUUCUUGAUGAAUUGUGCACUGUUUUUGGCAACAUUAGGUUUCUCGAUCGAUAUGGUGCUCUUGUGUCCUGACUCGGCAAUUAUGUACGGCGAGGACGUACAACCGUCCUCUGAAACGGGUGUGCUAGAGAUUCUGGGGAAAAAAUACGCGGCAUCGACGGAUUCUUCGUCAGUGGAGAACACGGACGACUCGCUCUCGGACGAUAUCAACACGGACAGUGGAGCGGGCUCGCAAUGUCUGUACGCCAAGCUGGCUACGUGUCUUGGCGUCGAGUACUUUACGUCGGCUUCGGAGACUUUUGGCACUUUACCUCAGGAUUUCAAGGAACUGAUCGAGAUUGUGCCCUUCACGGACUGUGUGGAGAAGACUGUGGGCCGCUGCAAAUGCUACCACGACUUGAUCGAUGACUGCUUUAGUGACUCUGGUGAGGCUGAUGAAGUGUCCACUGAAGGUUCUGUGGCGUCCAUUUCGUACGACCAGAGCAUGUGUGCUCCUUCGUGGUUGGAACAGGUUAAUAGCAUUCUGGAUGACGAAGGCGAUGGACUUCUCAACUGUGGCAAAUGCCAGAUUGACAUCACUAGUCUCGCGAAGAAACCGACUCGCAUUAUGGAUAUGGUGCAGGGUAUGAUCGACUUUGGUCGUGAUGAUAAGGGACCAAUGGCUCUCCUUGGUGGAGCAGCGAUGAUCGGACUGGUAUGCGUGUGCGAGCUGCAGAACCGUUUCUUCUCUGGUAUUGGUAUGGGCUUUGUGGGUCGUUCGAUGCCUGUUCCGAUGAAGACGUACUGCCGCUACACGUGCUUCUGGAUCGUGCUGUACCUUGUUAAGCUUACUUUCGAUUACCAGUUUGUCGUCAAGACACUGGUAGAAACGACACUGUUUGUUUACUCGGCCAAAUCGACGGAUUACCUCAAGUACUCGCACUUCAUGCUCCAGAUCACGUACCACAACAUCGUGUACAUUCUGUUCCUGUGGGUUCCAGCGUGGAUGGUGUUCUUGUACGACGCGCAGAUCUUCUACUCGGUGUUGUCCGUCAUCUACGGUUCCUUUGCUGGUUUCAACCUUCGUAUCGGUGAGCUCCGCUCGUUCCGUAUUCUUCGUCUGACGUUCAAGUCCAUCCCUGGUGUGUUUAACCGCAAACUGGUGCCGAAUAUUGUCGAGGAGAAAGCGAAAAAGAAAAAGAAGAAAAACAAAAAGAACAAGAACGACAAGGACGAGAUGGCCAUGCCGUUGCGUCGUUUCGAGCGUAUUUCGAUGUCUCAGGGCGCCAAGCCGUUGACGGUGAAGACGCAGAAGUACUCGAGUCUGCUGGAGCAGCGUGAUGAUGAUGAUGUGUACAGCGAGAUGAAGACGCCGAACGGCACCGACGAAGACAUGUCGUCGCAGUCGAGCCGCUCCUCGAACAUUGGCUCCAUCACGGGUGUGUCGGGAGCGGAGUUUGAGCGCACGAUUCCGUUUGCCAUGGCUUGGAACCGCUGCUUGACCAGUCUGCGUGAGGCCGAUGUCAUCAGUGACCGCGAGCUGAACGUUCUGAGCUACUUGAUCGACUCCAAGGACACUGUGGGCCGUAAGCUGUACCCGCCGGCCUUCCUGACGGCUGGUAAGCUUGACGAGUCGAUCGAUAUUGUUCUUGAGUGCUCUGCGUUGUAUGAGAAGCUGAAAACGGACAAGAAAAAGAAGGACAAGGUGCUUCAGAAGAUCGAAACGACUAUGCGCGAGCGUCUGACGAAGGAUGAUCUGCGUGUAGAGUCGAUUCUGGGUUCAUACAAGUUCUCUUCUCAGGUCCUGCGUAUCCUGCUCGGCGAGGAACACAAGGAGCUGGACGACUGCUACAACUUCAUCGAGGAGAUGGCGUCGCACCAGCAGAUCCUCAAGGGCUUGAAACUGGACAACUUGUACCUGUGCCGUGCUGCGGCUGCGGAACUCAUGAAGUCCAUUCUAGAGGUGCCCAAGAAGUCGACUGAGACUAGCAUCAAGUUCCAGCGUGCACUGUACAAGGUCAUUGACUCGGUGGAGUCCGUGAUUAACUGCCUUAAGAUGGUGCUGGCGAAACAGGAGAACUUGGUCCAGAUGCUGAAUGACACACCGCUGAAGCCAAACUCGUUCUUCUUCCCUGGCGACUCGCAGCACUACGCCAGUCUCCAGCUGCAGAAAAUUGUGAACGACGAGGCCGCUCUUGACAUUGUGUCGCGUGCGUACCAGCUCCUGACUGUGGAUAACUUCGAUGCCGAACCCCGCUCGGAAGAGGGACGUCGUCGCCUGCGUUUCUUUGCUAACUCGCUCUUCAUGGACAUGCCUGAGGCGAAGCCUAUUCGUAAGAUUCGUUCGCUGACUGUGUCGACACCGUACUACAACGAAAUUGUCAUGUACUCGAUCAAGGAUCUGACGGCGCAGAAUGAUGACUGCAUCAAGCUGCUGUACUACCUGCAGACCAUCUAUCCGUUCGAGUGGGAGAAUCUCCUGGAGCGUAUCCAGGCCAAGGACAUGAACGAAGCGCUGAAGAAGAACCCAGAGGAGGUACAAUUGUGGGCUAGUUACCGCGGCCAGACGCUUGCUCGUACUGUGCGUGGUAUGAUGUACAACGCGGAAGCUAUUCGCUUCUUGCACUGGCUGGAGAUUGGUGAAAAUGAGCCGAUGCACCAAGUGACGUGCUCGUGUAACAAGUGCUGUAAGCUGAACGAGAUGGUUGCUCUCAAGUUUAACUACGUGUGCACGUGCCAGAUCUACGGUAAGCAGAAGGACGAGCAGAAGCAGCAAGCUCAGGACAUCGACUUCCUGUUGCGCAAGCAUCCGAACCUUCGUGUUGCCUAUGUGGAUGGGCCGAAGAAGGUGAAGGAUGGCCCGCCGAAGUUCUUCUCGGUAUUGAUCCGCUCCCAAGACGAAAAAAUUGUCGAAAUUUACCGUGUCGAGCUGCCGGGCAACCCGAUUGUGGGUGAAGGUAAGCCCGAGAACCAAAACCACGCCAUCAUCUUCUCGCGCGGUGAAUUGCUGCAGUGUAUCGAUAUGAACCAGGAUGGUUACCUCGAAGAGGCCCUGAAGAUGCCGAACCUUCUGUCGACCAUGGACCGCGGCACAGAGAAGCGCCCGCUGACGAUUAUUGGUUUCCGUGAGCACGUGUUCACGGGUGGUGUGUCGAAUCUUGCUAGUUUCAUGUCGAUCCAGGAACUGUCGUUCGUAUCGCUGGGUCAGCGUAUGCUCGCUCUCUUCCACGUGCGUCAGCACUACGGUCACCCCGAUAUCUUUGACAAGCUAUUUGCUAUGAGUUGCGGUGGUACUGCCAAGGCUUCCAAGGGUGUGAAUCUUUCGGAAGAUAUUUUUGCUGGUUUCAACAGUACGCUUCGUGGUGGCCGCGUCUCCCACGAGGAGUUCAUUCAAGUGGGCAAGGGUCGUGAUGUCGGUAUGCAACAGUUGGCUCUGUUCGAGGCUAAGCUGUCUUCUGGUGCUGGUGAAGCUGUGAUCUCUCGUGAUGCAAUGCGCAUGGCUUCUCGUCUCGACUUCUUCCGUCUGCAUUCGUGGUUCUACGGCAACUUGGGUUGGUACUUCACACAGUCAAUGACUGUUGUUGGUGUGUACUUUUUCAUCUACGGCAAGGUGUACAUGGCUUUGAGUGGCAUGGACAGCUACUUCCUCGAGAAGGGUGGUCUUGGUAUCGCUGGCACAUUGAACACAUCGUGGGCAUUCCAGUUCGGUUUCCUUUUGGUUGUCCCUGUUAUCGCCGUGGUGGGUGUGGAGCAGGGUUUCCGCCAUGGUUUUACCUACCUACUCUGGAACGUCAUGACUCUUGGUCCAAUUUUCUUCACGUUCCAGAUGGGCACGCGUAUGCACUACUUCGACCGCACAUUGAUCCACGGUGGUGCCAAGUAUCGCGCUACGGGUCGUGGCUUCACGAUCAAGCACGAGAAGUUCGCCGAGCUUUAUCGUUUCUACGCGUUCAGUCACUUCUACCGUGGUGUUGAGUUGCUCUUCCUGUUGCUGAUGUUCUACGCCUACGGCACGUUCUCGUGGUGCAACUGCUCAUGGCGAUUGGAUGCGGACUUCUACAACAACGUUGAGCCCACUGACCUCGAGUGGCGAACGCGUUGUUACGAUGACCACUACCAGUCGUGUGUGCUGCCAACGAACCAGAACUACGGUAUUAUGUCGUACUCGCUGUGGAUCAUUGCAGCGACGUGGAUGUGGGCUCCGUUCUUCUUCAACCCGAGCGGUCUGGACUGGGACAAGAUCAUCGAGGACUACAACGACUGGCAGAACUGGCUGAAGACGACGAACGACUCGGCCGACAGUUGGUUUGGCUGGUGGUCCAAUGAGCAGGAAUACCUUGAGCACACAACUCGCGGUGCCCGCUUCAUUACUGGUGUCCGCAAGCUCCGAUUCCUGCUGGUUGCUAUCGGCAUGUACCUGAACAUGAUGUACAACGCGUACUUCGAGCGACCGAACAGGAUCAUCACGUCGGACGACGACAUGCUGACCUACGCUUUGUCCGGUCUGGUUAUCGUGAUCUUCCUGCUGCUGAUCUGCUGUGGUUACAUUGCCAGUCGUGUGACCAAGAAGAUGUCGAUGAAGCAGCGCAAGCUGCGCAAGAUCAAAUUCUUGCUUUCGUGCUGCUGCUUCCUCAUCUCGAUGUUGAGUCUCACGGUGCUGUCGGUCGGCAAUCUGUUCGCCAUCUUCAUUCUGCUGUUCGUGGCGGUGUACUGGUUCAUGCAGAUGUGCAUCUUGCGGCUGCAGUACCACCACAUUGUGGUUCGUGCUCUUGCUCGUGCCUAUGACCGCGCCGUUGGUUGGAUUGUGUUCGGGCCGAUUAUGAUUGUGUCGAUGUUCCUGCCCUUCAUCUCGUCCUUCCAGCAGCGUGUCAUGUUCAACAAUGCCUUCACCUCUGGUCUCGAGGUAUCGAAGCUUUUCGCACACGACGUGGCUCCGGCGCAGGUCGUCAAGGUCAAGCGCGUUUCGAAGAAGAAGAAAAACCGCGAUGAUUAAGCUGAACCAUUUGCUAGGUGCUCGGCUAGUCUAGCUAUUUUGUAUCUUCAUAGAACAUAACCACACUGUUCUCUGUUUUUUUUCAAACGUUCUUUCUUCAAGC
This is a messenger RNA of Phytophthora nicotianae INRA-310, 6426 nucleotides long. RefSeq lists its product as hypothetical. NCBI's taxonomy places the organism in Eukaryota, Oomycota, Peronosporomycetes, Peronosporales, Peronosporaceae. The transcript has a single exon. Gene Ontology annotation, cellular component: 1,3-beta-D-glucan synthase complex; plasma membrane. The record is from RefSeq and is a predicted model, not a curated record. Bases 201 to 6323 code for a protein of 2040 amino acids. Gene Ontology annotation, biological process: (1->3)-beta-D-glucan biosynthetic process. Gene Ontology annotation, molecular function: 1,3-beta-D-glucan synthase activity.